GCCGAAGCUUUAUCAACUGACGCUCCAGAGAUCCUCCGCGAUCACCCAUGCCAUCUAUGGCAACUUCAGUGCACCAAAAGCCCAGGAGAUCGUCUGCGCGCGGUACAAGACCUUGGAGCUUCUCAGGCCCGACGAUAGUGGAAAGGUCCAGAGCAUUCUUGCAGUG
This is a messenger RNA of Durusdinium trenchii, 166 nucleotides long. NCBI's taxonomy places the organism in Eukaryota, Dinophyceae, Suessiales, Symbiodiniaceae. The record is from the annotation of a GenBank genome assembly.